AUGGAUAGUAUAGAAGCAGGUCAAUAUUGGGAGAAAAACUCUGAAAAAUGGACAGAGUACACAAGAAAAGGAUACGAUGUAUGCAGAGAUGAGAUUAAUACACCUGCUUUCUUGUCGAUUCUUCCUGAUGUCUCUGGAUUGAAUGGAAUAGAUGUAGGUUGUGGCGAGGGUCACAACACCCGAGUUAUCGCCCGGCUAGGUGCCAAAAUGAGAGGUGUCGACAUCGCUCCAAAUUUCGUAAAACAUGCAUCGUCACACGAACAAGAGUCACCACUCGGUAUCGAGUACUCUGUUGCCAAUGCAGAACACCUCGACCAAUCUUUCGAGCCUGAGGCAUUCGACUUUGCCACCUCGUUCAUGUGUUUGAUGGAUCUGCCCGAUCAGGCAGCGGCAUUCCGUGGAAUCUUCAAAAUCCUAAAGCCAGGUGGAUUCCUUCAAUUCUCUAUUUUACACCCGUGCUUCAAUACACCGUACCGGGUGAUUCACAAGUCGGAGGAACGUGUUGCCUACGAGGUAGGCGACUACUUUACACGUGAGAACGGCGAGAUUGAGAGAUGGACAUUCGGCCAAGCUCAGCGAGCCAAAGAUUUUGAUCCCAACUCUCAGAUGUUUGAGGUUCCAAAGUUUCACCGUCCUCUCACAGAGUGGUUCGAGAUGGCACAGGCAGCUGGAUUCACCAUCGACAAAUUCCACGAACCAAAAGUAUCAGCUGAGAGUCUAGCUAAAUAUCCAUCGCUCCGAUUCAACCAAUCGAUCUCUCUAUUCCUAAUAAUAAGAGUUGGCAAACCUAAAUCAUCAUAG
Molecule: messenger RNA, 801 nt
Organism: Heterostelium album PN500
Lineage: Eukaryota; Evosea; Eumycetozoa; Acytosteliales; Acytosteliaceae
Product: class I SAM-dependent methyltransferase
Exons: 2
Coding region: 1-801 (266 amino acids)
Molecular function (GO): S-adenosylmethionine-dependent methyltransferase activity
Source: RefSeq, a predicted model, not a curated record